AUAGGUAAAAACGGCUGCCCAUAUCCACAGUUUGAGGCUCUCAAAGCUAUGGUGGAAAAUGAAAGCGAAAUAUGUUUAGGACAUCCAGUGUCUGUCAAGUAUGUAAACUUAAAAUGGCAGAAAAGAGGAUUCAAAUACAGUUUAAUUGCAAUAAUUCUGAGUCUGAUUUUUCAUAUUUGCCUGAUGGCAUAUGCAAUACUAGUUAUUGGCGAAAUAGUCGAAACUAAAGGUAAGUUAAAGUGACUGAGGAAUAUGUUAAAACAAAGAUGUAUGCAUUGGCGUGUGAGAUGGGGAGGGAAGGGGACUGAGGGGGGAAGUCAGCCUCCCAAGUCAGUAUUUAUCGGGCAGAUUGUACUUCGAAAUCAGAGAAUGUAUACAUCUUUGCAUUAGACUAUGCCUAUACCCGCCACCGCGCGUAUGUUUUUUGUCAUUAUUCACAUUGUUGGGAUAUUGAUAAUGAUCAUUAUGUUUAGUCAGAGAAAUUAAAUGACGAAAUGAAAUUUGUUCCAUUAAAUGUUAAUUGCCUGCAGUGGAGUGAGGAGUUUUCGACCUAAAAUGAAAUCCCAGAAUAUACUCGUCGAAUUUCAUUAUAAUAACUGCAAUUUUGGAUAGUGUUAGGAAAUUGUAAGGGAAAAGCUCCUGAUGAUCGCAGCAAUGCGUGAAACUCGGAGUAGAGACAAAUAAACAUUUUAAGUAACAACAGUAAAUUAAAUUCGCUCUACUGAAUUUUAAGUAUUGAGCACUCUAGCUCUCUUUACUGUACACGUUACAAAAGCUACAACAGCUUGUUUCAUCCAAGAGGAAUCAUCACUCGUCUCAUCAAGUGGCUGACAAAUUUCGAAAAAUGGGCUGCUUAAAUGUUUGCGGUCGGAAACAUGGGCGUAUGGGCGUGUGAUUACAGAAGAAGUAGAAAUUGUUUAUUUUUACUUCACUCCACUGGCCUCAUACACCCUUAUAAUGUUUGUCUGGAGGUAAAUUCGAAGGAACUAACUUGACACGAUUCAAGUUACAGAACGUAUUUUAGACUUUUGAGUGUAUUUCGAACUUUCUGUGUAAAAGUUUGAAUUUAAACAGCAAUAGUGAAAAUCAUUUUUUGUCCCAACACAGGACUGCAAAUCGUAGGAACAAAGUGUUAACGUUGUUAUAAUUUUUAGUUGAAGGGUAUUGUAGAUGGAAAUUAUCGAAUGGAUAUUUAUAUACAUUUAUUAGACCUAACCAUAGAUAUCUUAUAUACACUAUAGAUAGCGCAUCUCUUUAAGAGGCUGUCUCCGUAAAAACCUCCAGGUCAAUAUGGGGCUCAAAAAUAGAUUUCUCUCAUACUCUAGUAUUUUGAAGAUCUAUCCUUGGGAACAACUAAAAUCGAUUUCAUUUUACUCAAAUUUCCUUUAAAUUAUUUUUGGGGGCGAUUGAUGUUCGAUCGGCUGGUAACCAACUUGAACUCCGAAUGAAGGCAAAAUAUCGACAUAUUUUCAGCACUAUUUUUUAGAUCCAAUUCAUACCUAAAUUUGAAAAUUUUUCCCCAGAAAUAUAGACUUAUCCUUCUAUUUUCGUUGGUGAUAUGUCUUAGAUAAUUAUUCUUUGGUAUAAAAUAGAAAACAGCGCAGUUACUGACCCUCCUGAACGGAUAACGGAUAUCGUCUCAAAAUAUAUCAACUUUGAAAGCUUAUUUCAAAAUCGUGGCACUUGAUUGGCACAUGACUUUAAAUUUUUAAUAAACUACUAACAUUAGUCAACACAAAUCGCCAAUAAUAUCUUUCUGCUAAUACCAUUUGACAAAAAUGACAAGCGCGCAAACUUUGUAAAAUUUGAAAAUGUGUCGAAAUCGAGCAUACUUUAUAGGUAAACCUAAUUGUUGAUAUUAACAAAUAAAACCACCUUACACUACACUGAAUGAAGCCUGAUUAUGUAAAUAUAUAUGUCUUUCAUCAUUAUUCUUUGGUUUUGCACUCGAAAAAAAUUGUUUGAGUACAGUUUGGCUUCAAGGAUAGUCAUUCAAUGCCAGUGUGUUCGAAUUCUGCGCGCCUCAAUGCCAUGAGUCCUGAUUGUGACAUACGAAUUUCGCUCUGUUCGCUUUGUUUACUUCCUGUAAAUAAAAUGUCUCAAAGAAAUUAGAAAAUUCAGAGUUAAUAGGCAUACUACAGACAUAAUUUUCAUUGGUUUGUUUACCUUAAACUGUUAUAUAAAGUUUCGUUUUAUACGGAAUGUACGAAUUAAUCUCGGGGAAAACCCCUGGCCGAAAGAAAUGUACUCGCUGAGCGUAAACAUGUCAAUCAAAGCAUAUAUAGUUAAUAUCAAAGACGAUGAAAUGUUUCGUUGCUCUGUGAUUUCCCUUUCUUUGUAUUGCAUUAAAUAGUAGUCUUAGACAGUAUUGCACGAGGUUUUUGUGUUUACAAUAUUGUUAUUUUCUGUACUAAUUCGCGAUUACAUAUGGUGUUCACUACUACUACAGCCGCAAUUUGUGGUCACGCAACGUUAGGUAAACGGUAAAAUGGUAAAGCAGAAAGAUAUUAUUGGCGAUUCGUGUUGACUAAUUUAGUAGUUUAUAGAAAAGUUAAAGAUAUGUGCCAAUCAAGUGCCACGAUUUUGAAAUAAGCUUUCAAAGUUGAUAUAUUUUGAGACUAUAUCCGUUAUCCGUUCAGGGGGGUCAAUAACUGCGCUGUUUUCUACUUUAUACCAAAGAAUAAUUAUCUAAGACAUAUCAACAACGAAAAUAGAAGGAUAAGUCUAUAUUUCUGAGCAAAAAUUUUGAAAUUUAGGUAUGAAUUUGAUCUAAAAAAUAGCGCUGAAAAUAUGUCGAUAUUUUGCCUUCAUUCGGAGUUCAAGUUGGUUACCAGCCGAUCGAACAUCAAUCGCCCCCAAAAAUAAUUUAAAGGAAAUUUGAGUAAAAUGAAAUCGAUUUUAGUUGUUCCCAAGGAUAGAUCUUCAAAAUACUAGAGUAUGAGAGAAAUCUAUUUUUGAGCCCCAUAUUGACCUGGAGGUUUUUACGGAGACAGCCUCUUAAGUAAAAUUGAAGCCAAGAAUAUUCCAGUGGUUAUACCCCCAUUUGAAUAGAUGGCGGCCAUGUUGGAGUUUCCCACUCGCUAAUAAACGCUUAAAAACAACAAUAACUUUCAUCAUUUGAACAGUUUGAAAAUGUAUUUGGAAUAUAUAGGUUUAACUUAAUGUUUAAGCAAUCACGGCUUCAAUUUUUGAAUUGCAGAAUAAUUAGAUGCACUAUCUAGUGUAUAUAAGUUAUCUAUGGACCUAGCCAGGAACAAAAAUGAAAAAUGCAACUUUAAGUCCCUGGCAGGAAUCGAACCUGCGGCCCUGCAUUCCGGUGCAUGAACUUGUGGUUAGAGCUCGAUCAACAACUGGCCUUUGUAGCUCAGUUGGUUAGAGCGCUGCACCGGAAUCGCAGGGCCGCAAGUUUGAUUCUUGUCAGGGACCUAAAGUUGCAUUUUUCGCUUCUGUUCCUGGUUAGGUCUAAUAAACGAUAAAUUUCCACUUGAUAAUUUCCAUCUACAAUACCUUUCAACUAAUAGUGAGAUAGCAACAAAAUCUUGUUAUAAUUUCUAUACUUUCUGUGAAUUUUCAAGAUCCUGCUGGUAAAAUUCGUGUUAGUACAGCACCAGAUGCUCCUGUCACGAUGGCAUUAAGAAUAAUUUUGUUGAUUAUAACAUUUGCGGCAAUGGUAAAAGAUAUUUUCCAGGUAUGAGUUUUACUACACUAAAUAGACCAAACAUUUACAUGCAAGGUUGUUCGAACAAGUUGAUAUCAUGUUAAUUAAUUUUCACUACUUGUUUCGAAAAUUGAUGGAAAAACAUGACACAUGACUUGUCACAAUUGACAAAUAUAUAAAUUUCAUCAUAAUAUCCAACGCAAAUUUUCAACAAGGUUAACGACGCAUACAAUUUGAUGGACAACUUUUACAAGUUGUCUAUCAAUUGUUGUCAUCUGGAUUUUAAUAGGCUAUGUAGGUUGUUAGCAAGUUGUUAGCAGCUUGUGCAACCUGAUAACAUAACAACAUGCAUCUGUUAAAAUUUCUUGAAAGCUAGUUAAUCUUUGUUCAGUGAAAAUUCAGACGGCUUUCGAAUAAUCUUUCAUUUUUCAAAUCGUGUUUUAUUUCAGAUUAAAAUGCAAAGAUUUCGAUACUUCACCAAACUAUCGCAUUAUCUUGAAAUGGCAAUGCAUAUCAUGGUUAUCCUCUUUCUACUACCUGUGAACAAAAUAUUAACAAAAACACAUAUUGGCGCUGGAGCCUUUGCUGUUCUGUAUUCAUGGAUGACACUUAUUCAAUAUCUCAAAGUUGUGCCUGUCAUGGGGAUUUAUAUCAUAGUGGUUCAAACGAUUUUUUGGACUCUUAUGAAGGUGUGUGAUUUGAAAUCAAAGCAUGUUAGUUUGUAAUUUAAUUAAAUAUACUGCUUGUUUAUCCAUAUUACAUUACAAGUACAAGAGGCCUACAUAUACAGGGCCGCCCAGAGGUUGGCGGGGGCCCGGGGCAAAUUUUUUUUUAGGGGCCCCUAUCUAAAAAAAUUUUCCCGGAAAAUUUUUUUUCCGGAUAACAACCUCCCCCCCCCCACACCCCCCCCCGUCGCCAAAAAAAUUUCGGUCAGUGUACCAUUUUAGGGGUAAAAAAAUUUUUCCGGAGUACAAAAUUUUGCCAGACGAGUACAUUGCAAAUGCUUUCGAGGGACUUUAUCUCAUUUUUUUAUGCCAAAAUUCGGUACUUAGCCCAAGAAAACAGAUAUCUUGCCCUUUGCGCGGAACUAUUUAACACACAAAAAAGGCUGGGGCCCUACAAAAAAUUUUCAGCGGCCCCCAGCAACUCGGGGCCCGGGGCAAUUUGCCCCCUUUGCCCCCCCUCUGGGCGGCCCUGUACAUGUAUACAACCACGCACGUCCAACUGAGUCAACUAGUGGGUGGUUUGCAAUCACUCUUCUCGAAAAUUAAAAAACAACAAGCAGAUUUCUCCUAAUAUAAUCGACGUGCCAUUAUAUUGUGGGGCAACAAAAGUAAGUCAAGUAUUGAAGACCCUGGAACAAUGCAUUUACUCCGAUAAUUGUCUUAGUUUCUGUAACUCCCGGUCGAAUUUUAACGGUUCGCACGAGUUUUAUGUGGCAGUUCGAAUACAACCGAGGAAUUAAAUCGUAUUAAAUCAAAACUGACAAGCCUUGUAUGAAUUGUAUUUAAUCGCAAUAUCACAAUAAUCCAAGACCUGACGUCAACUAGAAUACAAAGAUAAGUACGCUCUUACUUUACGUUAAAACUAUGCGUUAAACAGAACAAAAAUAUAAAGUCAAAUUGACAAAUAUCGUAUAAAUGUACUAACCGAUUUGUCCUCUAUAUAGUGCCACAAUCGCAGGUAUCGCACUUAGAACGGUUUCAAUAUCAAACGGUUUAGUUUACUAUAAAUUAUAUUAUUCGCAAGUUCGCAAAGAUCAACACACGCAUCUAUGUUUCUACUCGCACACUAUCUCAAUCCCAAAGUAUACAAGAGCCUGGGCUCUAGUGUCCAAACUCGCGAGAGCGCUUACAUGGCUCCCCUAAAUUGUUAAUCAAUUUACACUAAGCUCCCCGUUGGGGAAUCCUCAUCACAACUGUCCGACUUAUAUAAAUAGCAAUACAAGUUUCUGGAUUGGUCGUUCUAGAACAGAUCGAUUGCGUAUUCCUUUCCCGUUUCUGGCUAAUUGUGCAUAGCCAACGACAACUUUCACCUUACGCACCAAUCCAUCUUCAUCUUAAUCCGCUUCUUCCACUCGCGCAGUUUUCCAAUGAUUACGGGCGAUUGAUUGGUCCUUCAGCAAAACGAUAUCUCCAACUUGGAUGUUACGACGCGGCUUGUUCCAUUUUUGUCUCUCUUGCAACGACAUUAAGUAGUUCUUUCUCCAUCGUUCCCAGAAGCAAUUCGUGAGGUAUUGAACCCGUCGCCACCUCUUCACGAGGUAGAUGUCGUUCCUUUGAAAUUCGCCAGGGGGUGGCAUUAAUACUCGCGUCUUCAUCGUCAGUAAAUGGUUCGGCGUUAGCGGCUCUUCUUCCGGGGUAUUUGUUCCUGCUAUUGGAGGGCUGUUCACGAUACACUCGACUUCGCAGAGCAGCGUGCGUAGGUAUUCUUCAUCUAAUUGGGUACCAUGUUGUUCGAGUAGUCCGUCGAGCACACUUCGUACUGUUCGAAUCAUCCGUUCCCACACGCCGCCAGCAUGACUCGCAGUGGGGGUAUUCAAUUUAAACUCGAACCAGUCGCACUCUCGUUUGAGCAAAAACUGCUGAACUUCGUUCUGGUCCAUUUGCUUCAAGAUCUCGCGUAGUUCUGUCCGUGCUCCUACCAGAUUCGUACCUUGGUCUGAGCGUAGCUGACGGAUGGGACCUCGUCUUGCCAGAAAGCAUCGAAGAACGUUAAUAAAUGAGCUGGUUUCUAACGUCUUGGCCACUUCAAUGUGGAUCGCACGAGAUGACAGGCAUGUAAAGAGUACUCCGUAGCGUUUCAACUCUUUUCUUCCUUCCUUAAUGAGCCAUGGACCAAAGUAAUCAACACCACAAUACGUGAAGGGGGCUUCUGUUUUCAUCCUGUCUUCGGGUAAGUCCGCCAUUUUUUGUUCUUGGACGUUUCCUCGGCGCUUUUGACAAGCAACACAAUCGCUGAUGUAAUAUCCAACGGCCAAACUACCGCCGAUUAUCCAAUACCCGUUAGAUCUCAACUCGUUCACCGUCAUACCGCGUCCUUGAUGAGCAGUCUUCUGAUGGUAGUGUCGUAUUAUCAGGGUGGUUAAAUGUCCUUUCCUGGGGAGGACAGCGGGAUGCUUCACGUGAUAAGGGAGAUCUGAUUUCUUUAGUCGUCCUCCGACGCGUAGUACACCGCAGGGGUCGAGGAAUGGCUCCAGUCGAUAGAGACAGCUCGUUUUUUUUAGUGAUGCCUUAAUUUUCAUUGUUUCUUUACGGUUAGGGUCUUUCUUCUGAAGUGAACGCAGUAUUUUCAUCUCUUCUGGAAACUCUUUCUCUUGAACCAUUUGUAUUAUCUCUGACUCCGCCCUUUGAAGAUCCUCUACGUUGA
Molecule: messenger RNA, 7027 nt
Organism: Paramuricea clavata
Lineage: Eukaryota; Metazoa; Cnidaria; Anthozoa; Malacalcyonacea; Plexauridae
Source: the annotation of a GenBank genome assembly